Molecule: messenger RNA, 690 nt
Organism: Podarcis muralis (Common wall lizard)
Lineage: Eukaryota; Metazoa; Chordata; Lepidosauria; Squamata; Lacertidae
Source: RefSeq, a predicted model, not a curated record
AUGCUUACCUUAUUUGAAUUGUUUGGCUUCAUUCUUCUGGUGAUUGAAACCCUCAUAGGAAUGGUGGGAAAUGGAUUCAUUGCUAUCGUCAACUGCAUUGACUGGCAUAGAAGCCGAAAACUAUCCCCGGCUGACAUGAUCCUGAGUUGUCUUAGCUUGUUCAGAUUUGCAUUUCAUGCCGUUACGCUACAGAUUGCAAUAUUCAAACUCUUCUUCGUGGACCCUUUUCUGAUGCUGAAGCUAAACAUUGCAUAUGAUUUCUCAUGGCUAUUUCUUAAUACGACUAGCCUUUGGUUUGCCGCUUGGCUCAGUGUCUUGUACUGUGUAAAAAUCGCUAACUUCUCCCACCCUCACUUCCUGCAAAUGAAGCGGAGAUUCCCUGGACUGGUGCCUUGGCUGCUUCUGGGGACUGUGGUCUUCUCUGCAAUCACCACCACUGUGGCAAUAACAGGCAGUAUCAUUGUGUCUAAAUGUAAUCCUUUUGAAUCACAUCUAAACAAUAGCAGUGACUCAGGAAUUAACACGACCAAUUCCUUUUUGUCUCGGAUGGGCAUUAACGACAAUGGAGUGCAUUUCAUUUUUUUAAAUGUGAUUGCUGCAUAUUCCUCUGGUCAUGCUCUUAUCCUGAUCUUCAUCAGUCCAAAAUUGAAACAGGAAUCAGUAAGGAUGUUACAUCAACUAAGAUGCUGA